Panicum hallii is the source of this 522-nucleotide messenger RNA. RefSeq names its product ankyrin repeat-containing protein At5g02620-like. The transcript has 2 exons. Gene Ontology annotation, molecular function: protein binding. The record is from RefSeq and is a predicted model, not a curated record. The coding region runs from base 1 to 522 and encodes 173 amino acids. Lineage: Eukaryota; Viridiplantae; Streptophyta; Magnoliopsida; Poales; Poaceae.
AUGGCGCAUCGUGACCCAGCCGUUCUGCUAGAAACCACUCCAGAGGGGAACACCUGCCUCCACAUCGCCUCCAUGGAAGGCCACCGGCAGUUCUGUGAGACUGUUCUGUCCAUCAACGGGUCUCUCCUCGCCGCCGUGAACAAGGAUGGGGAGACGCCGCUGCUCGCCGCCGUGCGAAACGGCCAUGACUCUUUGGCUUCUUAUUUGCUCCGGUGGUGCCGCUAUCUCCAGUUGAGCGGCGCAGUGUUGAAGCAAGACAAGGAUGGGUGGAGCGCACUGCACCAUGCCAUCCGCGGCGGACACGCGAAGCUCGCGCUGGAACUGAUGGAAGCGGAGCCUGCAUUAUCGCAAGCUGUAAACAAAGACAACGAGUCGCCGAUGUUUAUCGCCGUGAAGAAUGAUUGUGUAGAGGUGUUUGAGAAAUUGGCAAAAACCUCUAAUAAGUAUUUUAAUAAGAGGGGAGGAUAUGGCCACAACGCUCUGCAUGCUAGCGUGAGCGUGAGAAAAGCCAAUUCAGUUUAA